This is a messenger RNA of Mangifera indica (mango), 2262 nucleotides long. Its product is annotated as casein kinase 1-like protein 1. Gene Ontology annotation, molecular function: ATP binding; protein serine/threonine kinase activity. The record is from RefSeq and is a predicted model, not a curated record. Gene Ontology annotation, cellular component: nucleus; cytoplasm. Lineage: Eukaryota; Viridiplantae; Streptophyta; Magnoliopsida; Sapindales; Anacardiaceae. Gene Ontology annotation, biological process: peptidyl-serine phosphorylation; signal transduction; endocytosis. Bases 432 to 1865 code for a protein of 477 amino acids. The transcript is spliced from 14 exons.
GUUCAAAGUAAUUGCUUCUAUUAGAUCAGUCUCCCAUCCCAUCCCAAAUGCGAUAAAAAAAGAAAGCCCUUACAGAUAGAGAGAGAUGCCGAUAGCACUACGCUCGAUUGCCUUUUCUUAAUCUAACUGCACGCUGUUUUCGUUUUCUUUUCCUUUAAUUUUAGGGGAAAAGAAAGAAACCCUAGAUCUUCAAUUUCAUUAUCUUUUUACAAUCUUAUAGGUUUUUUUUUUUUUUGAGAUUAGAUAGAGUUUUUUUGAAGGCUUUUAUAGGUUGUUGGUGCAGUCGAUUCGGCGGGGAGUGUCGUGUUUUUGAGAAAUUGUUAUUCGAUUAUUUCUGAGUUUUCUUUUUUUUUAAAAUAAUAAUCUAGAGUUAUUAGUUAGGGUUUGUUUGUGAAUAGAAGAGCUAAGGCUUUUAAUUGUAAUUGGUGUUGAUGGAGCCUCGUGUGGGGAACAAGUUUCGGCUGGGUCGGAAAAUCGGUAGCGGGUCAUUUGGAGAGAUCUAUCUUGGUACUAAUAUUCAGACUAACGAAGAGGUCGCCAUUAAGCUCGAAAACAUCAAGACAAAGCAUCCACAGUUGCUAUAUGAAUCCAAAUUAUACAGAAUCCUGCAGGGAGGAACUGGGAUUCCAAAUGUGAGAUGGUUUGGUGUUGAGGGAGACUAUAAUGUUCUAGUGAUGGAUCUGCUUGGACCCAGUCUUGAAGAUCUAUUUAACUUCUGUAGUAGGAAACUCUCUUUGAAGACAGUUCUUAUGCUUGCAGAUCAGAUGAUUAAUCGUGUUGAGUUCAUUCAUUCAAAAUCAUUCCUACAUCGAGAUAUUAAACCUGACAAUUUUCUUAUGGGCUUAGGAAGACGGGCUAAUCAGGUCUAUGCCAUUGAUUUUGGUCUGGCAAAGAAAUAUAGAGAUAGUUCAACCCAUCAACAUAUUCCUUACAGAGAGAAUAAAAAUUUGACUGGUACUGCAAGAUAUGCCAGCAUGAACACUCAUCUCGGGAUUGAGCAAAGCCGGAGGGAUGACCUAGAGUCUCUUGGUUAUGUCCUUAUGUACUUCUUGAGAGGAAGCCUUCCAUGGCAGGGAUUGAAAGCAGGAACUAAGAAACAGAAAUAUGAGAAAAUUAGUGAAAAGAAAGUUUCUACUUCCAUAGAGGCCUUGUGUCGGGGCUAUCCAACAGAAUUUGCUUCAUACUUCCAUUAUUGUCGUUCAUUGCGAUUUGAUGAUAAGCCUGAUUAUGCCUAUUUGAAAAGAAUAUUCCGGGACCUCUUCAUUCGCGAAGGCUUCCAAUUUGAUUAUGUAUUUGAUUGGACCAUUUUGAAGUAUCAGCAAUCACAGCUGGCGACACCACCAGCUCGUACCAUUGUCCCUGGUGUGGGAACUAGUUCUGCGACACCUCCUGUUAUACACAGUGCUGACAGACAAACAGGUGGAGAAGAUGGUCGACAAGUUGUUGUGUCUUCAUUGGAGUCCUCACGGCGGAGAAUGGCGUCAGGACCCAUCAUAAGUUCUGGAAAUUUCUCAAAGCAGAAGAGUCCAGUUGUAAAUGAAUCUGGAAUUAGUAAAGAUGCUAUGCUAUCAAGCUCCUAUGUUGUAGGUCGAUCAGGUGGAUCCUCUAGGCGAGCUGCUGCUGUUUCUAGCAGUCGGGAUGCAUUUGCUGGAACUGAGGCUGAUCAUCAACGGUCUCGUACUACAGAUGCAAGCCCUGGAGCAGUGCACAGAAUUUCAAGCGCACAAAGAAGUUCUCCUGUCGGAUCUUCAGAUCCAAAGCGCUCAUCAUCCGGGAGAAAUACCACUCACAUUAAAACUUAUGAAACUACCCUCAAGGGCAUUGAGGGCCUGCAUUUUGAUGGUGAUGAGAGGGUUCAUUAUUAGAUGCCUGCUACUAUGCAUUGUAAAUCGUGAAGUUGGUAUGAUGUGACUUGCAGUAAAAUAGGUUAUUAUCGAGGAGUAUCAGAGAAAGCAAGGGAAAAUCAGGAUUUGGAAUUGCAUAGGUAAAGGAGAAGUUGAUUUGGAAAAACAAGUUUCAAAUGCUGAAUUUAAUGGCAAAAAAAAGAAAGAGUUAAGGCUCUGUCCAUAAUGCUGGGUGUAUUUUCACGGCUACUCGUAUUUCUUGUUUUCAAUCAGUUGAACCCUUAUUUCCAGGGUCGGCUGUUCAUUUUACGCUUUAAUUUUUUAUGUUUGAAACUCACAGGUUUAUAACUUGUUGGCUCUGUAAAUCGGCCUCUGUAUCGGUUUUCCUCUUUAGUUCUAAUAUUACUUUGCAAAUGCA